Molecule: messenger RNA, 696 nt
Organism: Opisthorchis viverrini
Lineage: Eukaryota; Metazoa; Platyhelminthes; Trematoda; Opisthorchiida; Opisthorchiidae
Exons: 5
Source: RefSeq, a predicted model, not a curated record
CAGCCGUAAGGUUUGACUGGUAUACAGUACACAACCAGAAUGGACAAGAAGCAUCCAGUCUUACUUGCGCUCAGCUGUUCAGGCAUGUUGAACAACUAGGCUGCCUUCUUCAGGACAAAGCCAAAGCAACUGUGGGCCCCAUUGUCGCCCUACUAUAUCCACCAAGUACCGAAAUGAACCGUGCCUUUUAUGGCGUUGUUCCCAUACCCAUGGAUUUGCCGCGUCUGGAUCAGUCGGGGUUCGACAACACCUCAUCCACUCCCAGUAGUUCGGGUUUGGUUGCACACCUGUCCGGAACUGUAGGUUCAGGGUCCUCUACAGGACUCAGGUCAAGCAGGAAGCAGGCCACCAAAGAAACAGCCAGAAGUAGAGUGUGGCCUGUUAUUGGAGCAAGAUCUCAUUCACCAGCCUUUUGUCAAUCCCGCGAGCACCAGGAAUGGGUGAACAGGGGCGAUAUUAAUGCGGUACAAAUCUGCAUGCAUGAAUGUGCAUGGGAGCCAUGUUUGGCCGUGCACGCGACUUCCCCUUCUGCUGAGACGGUUAAACCAGCGUUGGCUAAGUGCCAACCACCGAAGGAUAUCGUCCUUCUUUUAUUGCUCCUGACCCUCUCUCAUGCGACGGACGACGAUGGCCUCGGAAAUGGCCUUGUAUAUCUAGUAAAAAAUCCCUUCCAUAUUCAUGCACAGGCGGUUAAAU